Messenger RNA from Polyodon spathula (Mississippi paddlefish), 945 nucleotides. RefSeq names its product calcium and integrin-binding protein 1-like. The record is from RefSeq and is a predicted model, not a curated record. Gene Ontology annotation, molecular function: calcium ion binding. The transcript is spliced from 7 exons. NCBI's taxonomy places the organism in Eukaryota, Metazoa, Chordata, Actinopteri, Acipenseriformes, Polyodontidae. The coding region runs from base 93 to 659 and encodes 188 amino acids.
GUAGCGGCAGGAAGAGGAAGCAUAGAAAGUUACAAAAAUAAAGAAACUUCAGUUUGAGUGCGUCUUGUUGUAUUUGUUUUAUUAUAUUAAGGAUGGGGACGUCUGCCAGUCAGAUAUCAAAGGAGUUACUUUCAGAAUACCAGGAACUGACAUUUUUAACCAAGCAAGAGAUUCUUCUAGCCCACCGGAGAUUCAGCGAGUUGCUGUCCAAAAACCAGGACUCGUUGACCACCAGAGUCCCACAGGAGAAGGUGUUGACCAUGCCAGAGCUGAAGUCGAACCCAUUCCGGCAAAGGAUCUGUCACGUGUUCUCCACCUCGGAGGAGAAGGACAACAGCCUGUCGUUUGAGGACUUCCUGGACCUGCUCAGUGCCUUCAGCGACUCCGCCACCCCAGAGAUCAAAUCACACUACGCCUUCCGCAUCUUCGAUUUCGAUGAUGAUGGAACCCUAGACCGCACAGACCUGGAGCAUCUGGUGAACUGCCUGACUGGAGACACCCCUGAGACCAGGCUCACCCCAGAGGAGAUGAACCAGCUCAUCCACAAUAUCCUUGAAGAGUCAGACAUCGACAAAGACGGAACAGUGAACCUCUCUGAGUUCCAGCAUGUCAUUUCCAGGUCACCUGAUUUCGUCAGUUCUUUUAAGAUUGUGCUGUAAGCUGUGAGGCCAGGACCAGAAGCAGACACAAGCUACGGACAAGCUACCUCCCACCGGAAUCAAGACCUGAAUUUUAUACUGGAGUUCUUAACCCUUUUUAAAAUCUUUCUUUUUUGUUUUGUUUUAACCUGAUGCAGUUUGACCUUGAUUGUGCCUUAAAUUCUAAUAUGUUCUGAUGGAAAUGUUUAUGACUUUUCUUAGUUAAAUGUAGUUUUACUGACCUGAAGAAGCAUUUUUAUACAAUAGAAAUAAAAACUAUUUAAUCAAUAAAAGUUACUUCCUUAAA